This is a messenger RNA of Prunus armeniaca (apricot), 291 nucleotides long. The record is from the annotation of a GenBank genome assembly. Lineage: Eukaryota; Viridiplantae; Streptophyta; Magnoliopsida; Rosales; Rosaceae.
AUGCGGGCCAAAGGCUUCAGUCAUUUUGUUACAUCUGAUUCUCAAGAAGUUGUGAGCAUGCUUAAGGGAUGGAACGAAUGGUGGAGCAAUGUUGGGAAUGUGGUAGAGGAUAUCCGAAGACUCAUGGUGGACUUGGAGGUAACAGAAGUGCUCUUUCAACCCAGGUCCGGUAAUGGAGUGGCGCACGCUAUGGCACAGUUUGGAUUAAUGGAAGGUACUACUUUUGUUUGGGAAGAUAUCGCUCUGCCUUGGCUAGAGUCGAGUCUUGACAAAGAUAUGGAAUUGGGCUAG